Messenger RNA from Stylonychia lemnae, 1641 nucleotides. NCBI's taxonomy places the organism in Eukaryota, Ciliophora, Spirotrichea, Sporadotrichida, Oxytrichidae. The record is from the annotation of a GenBank genome assembly.
AUGUUGUCCAAGUUCUUCACAAGGCUAAGCCAAACUUAAAACAUGACUCAAAUGGCCACCAGAGCAUUCAGAGCUUCUCCACAAAUGAACAAGAAGCCCUCCAUCGGUGACGCCGUUACCAUUCUCCAAUCUAAGGUCUCAAGCAUCAACCAAGUUAACGAUUUGAUUGAAUUCGGUACUGUUAUCUCAAUCGGUGAUGGUAUUGCCAGAGUUUUUGGUCUCACCAAGGUCCAAGCCGGAGAGAUGGUUGAGUUCAGCAGUGGAAUCAAGGGUAUGGCUCUUAACUUGGAAACUGAUAAUGUUGGUAUUGUCGUCUUAGGUAACGAUAGAGAUAUCCAAGAAGGAGAUAUCGUGAAGAGAACUGGUUCCAUCGUUGAUGUCCCCAUCGGAGAGGGUAUGCUCGGAAGAGUUGUUGAUGCUCUUGGAAACCCUAUUGAUGGUCUCGGUCCCAUUAAAUCAGAUCAAAGACAAAGAGUUGAGCUCAAGGCUCCAGGUAUCAUCCCAAGAAAAUCAGUCCACGAGCCCAUGUAAACUGGACUUAAAUCAGUCGACUCACUCGUCCCAAUUGGAAGAGGUCAAAGAGAGCUUAUUAUCGGAGAUAGACAAACUGGAAAGACUGCUAUCGCCAUCGAUACCAUUAUCAACCAAAAAGCUGCCUUCAAUGACCCCAAGGCUGAUGAGACCAAGAGACUCUACUGUAUCUAUGUCGCCAUUGGUCAAAAGAGAUCUACUGUUGCUAACAUUGUCAAGGUUCUUAAGGAUAAUGAUUCACUAAGAUACUCCAUCAUUGUUGCUGCUACUGCUUCAGAGGCUGCCCCACUUCAAUUCUUGGCUCCAUAUUCAGGAUGCGCUAUUGGUGAGUUCUUCAGAGACAACGGAAAGCAUUGCCUCAUCAUCUAUGACGAUCUAUCCAAGCAAGCCGUCGCUUACAGACAAAUGUCUCUCCUUUUGAGAAGACCCCCCGGAAGAGAGGCCUACCCAGGUGAUGUCUUCUAUCUCCAUUCCCGUCUUCUCGAGAGAGCAGCCAAGAUGAGUGAUAAGCAUGGUGGUGGUUCUCUUACUGCCCUCCCAAUUAUUGAGACCCAAGCUGGUGAUGUCUCAGCCUAUAUCCCAACUAAUGUCAUCUCAAUUACUGAUGGUCAAAUCUUCUUGGAGACUGAGCUUUUCUAUAAAGGUAUCAGACCAGCCAUUAACGUCGGUCUAUCUGUGUCUAGAGUCGGAUCAGCUGCCCAAAUCAAGGCCAUGAAGCAAGUUGCCGGUUCUCUUAAGCUUGAGCUUGCCCAAUACAGAGAAGUCGCUGCCUUCGCCCAAUUCGGUUCAGACUUGGACGCUUCAACCCAACAACUCCUUAAUAGAGGUGAAAAACUCACUGAACUCCUUAAGCAAAAGCAAUACGUACCAAUGGUCGCUGAGGAGCAAGUUUGCGUCCUCUACGCUGGUGUCAGAGGAUUCCUCGACAAGAUCCAAACCUCAGAAAUCUCAAAGUUCGAAAAACUUUUCCUUGAGCAUUUAAAGAGCAAGUAUCCACACAUCAUUGAAUCAGUCAGAGUUGAGAAGCAAUUGAACGACAAGGUCAACGCCGAACUCAGAACCAUCCUCGAGGAAUUCAUCCCAACUGCUGGUCUCUUAAUGAAAGCUUGA